This is a messenger RNA of Tupaia belangeri chinensis (Chinese tree shrew), 2273 nucleotides long. It is a transcript of the gene PRIMPOL, whose product is annotated as primase and DNA directed polymerase. Gene Ontology annotation, biological process: response to UV; error-prone translesion synthesis; mitochondrial DNA replication. The transcript is spliced from 14 exons. Gene Ontology annotation, molecular function: DNA-directed DNA polymerase activity; chromatin binding. Gene Ontology annotation, cellular component: mitochondrial matrix; nucleus. The record is from RefSeq and is a predicted model, not a curated record. Lineage: Eukaryota; Metazoa; Chordata; Mammalia; Scandentia; Tupaiidae. Bases 412 to 2103 code for a protein of 563 amino acids.
CCGCCCACUUCCGCUUUGAAUUCUCCUUUUGGGCCUCGGGAGUUCCCGCCAUCUGCGCUGGUUUUUGCUGGUCAAGUGCGGGGGAUCUGUUGGCGGCGUCCUACUGGAGAAGCAUACGGAAGGGAGACAACGCUGCACCCGUUGCCCAGUCUGAGCUCGGAGAGGAAGGGGAGCUAGCUGGAACGCACGCAGAGGUGUCCCAGAGUUGGCAGAACUAGACCUGGGCCUUGGAAGGGAAGGACUCUGCAGCAGCCAUGUGAGGCCUCAAGGUGAAAGAACCAUGUGCAUUCGGGCUUCUGGGGCCGGCCAGGAGCAGGGCAUGGGACUUACCACUCACCUGAGAAGGUGGAACAAGAAACCGAACAGAAGCCUUACCUAGGUAAGAUCUGUUCUCUCCGUAUUUCUGAACCAAUGAAGAGGAAGUGGGAAGCAAAACUGAAGCAAAUUGAAGAGCGAGCAUCUCGUUAUGAGAGGAAGCCACUGUUCUCCGUGUAUAGGCCACGGCUGUGCAAGCCAGAAGAACCCCCCUCCAUUUGGAAACUCUUUCAUCGGCAGACCGAAGCUUUUAAUUUUGUUAAAAGCUGUAAAGAGUAUGUUCAUGUAUUUGCUUUGGAAUACAAGGUGGGAGACGGACAACGUAUUUACCUCGUAACAACUUACGUUCAGCUCUGGUUUUAUUAUAAAUCCCGUAUUCAUUUUAGAAGAAACCUCUUGCACUGCUAUGAAGUUAUUCCGGAGAAUGCUGUGUGUAAGCUUUAUUUUGAUUUGGAAUUCAACAAGCCCGCUAAUCCAGAAGCCGAUGGGAAGAGGAUGGUUGCAUUACUCAUUGAGCAUGUUUGUAAAGCGCUUCAAGAGUUGUAUGGUGUGACUUGUUCAGCCAAGGAUGUGUUCAACUUGGAUUCCAGCACUGACGAAAAGUUUAGCCGCCAUUUGAUAUUUCAGCUCCGCGAUGUGGCGUUUAAAGAUAACAUUCAUGUGGGUAAUUUUGUGAAAAAAAUUUUGCAGCCUGCUCUCCACUUCAUUGCCAGUGGAGAGGAUGAUUCAGGUCCAGAGACGACGGGGCAUGGAUUUUCUCGUUUUUCUGAAGCACCAGUAAAACAAGGGAUUUCCUCUAACAGGAUGUCCACAGGUGAGGAUACGGGAGCCAGCCGGACAUGGAGUCCAGAGGAACCAGAGAGGCCCAGGUCAGCCAGACCAAGCAGUCCUGAUCUUUCCUUCCUGGUUGUGAAGAAUAACACGGGAGAAAAGCGUCUUUUUGUAGAUCUGGGAGUUUAUACAAGAAAUAGAAACUUUCGUCUGUAUAAAUCAUCAAAAAUAGGAAAACGUGUGGCUUUUGAGAUUGCUGAGGACAACAAAUUUUUUCCUGAAGAGUCAAAAAAGGUUUCUGAAGAAAAUCAAUAUUUCCUCUAUUCUUUGGUCACCAAUAUCAGAUUCUCAGAUACUUUACGAAUUCUUACAUGUGACACAUCUCAGCAUACAGAAGAGCAAGUUGAGCGUUUUAAUAGUACCGCUUCAGUAAAAACCAUUGAAGGUUUUCAGUGUUCACCCUACCCUGAAGUUGAUCAUUUUGUUCUUUCUUUGGUGAAUAAAAAUGACAUUAAAGGAGGGAUUCGGCGCUGGAACUACUUUUUCCCAGAAGAAUUACUGGUUUAUGAUAUUUGUAGAUACCGCUGGUGUGAAAACAUUGGAAGAGCCCACAAGAGUAAUAACAUCAUGAUUCUGGUAGAUCUGAAAAAUGAAGUUUGGUAUCAAAAAUGUCAUGAUCCUGUAUGUAAAGCAGAAAACUUCAAAUCUGAUUGUUUUCCAUUACCUGCUGAAGUAUGUCUCCAGUUUCUUCUCAAAGAGGAAGAAGAGUUUACAACACAUGACGCAGAUGAAACGAGGAACAACGAAACCAAGGCUCCUGAGAAACCAUCCCCGAGUAAGUUGCCAACAGGUGUAUCUUCUGAUGCUGGCUGGGAUGAUGACAUAGACGAGGCCCACUUUUUAGAAGCUACUGAAGAUGCCGAGUUAGCUGAAGCUGCAGAGCACGGCCUUCUCAGUGACAGUAGCGUGGUGGACGAAAUUCCCGAUGAACUAAUUAUAGAAGCAUUACAGCAGUAGACGCUGAUGGAACCGGGGCUCUGACUUGCCUGAAGGCUUGAGAUUUGAUAAAUUAUAUUAAUUUAUUAUUAAUCCUAUUUAUACCAAGUAAGUUUUAAUCAGUUUGUUUUCUAUUUCUGAUUUAAGUAAACCACUUAUUCAAAACAGCUUUGGUGUACUUAAAUUCAGUG